This is a messenger RNA of Pipistrellus nathusii (Nathusius's pipistrelle), 3282 nucleotides long. NCBI's taxonomy places the organism in Eukaryota, Metazoa, Chordata, Mammalia, Chiroptera, Vespertilionidae. The record is from the annotation of a GenBank genome assembly.
AUGCCGAGGAGGAAGCAGCAGGCCCCCCGGCGCUCGGCAGCUUAUGUUCCCGAGGAAGAAUUGAAGGCGGCAGAAAUAGAUGAAGAAAACGCGGAGGAGGAUGGGCUCUCCCUGGACAUUCAGGAAGGUGACUACGUGGGCGGCGACGACGCCGAGGUCAAAGAGGCCCCGAGCUACCAGGACUCCCCCAUCAGCACGGCCACCAACCAGGACGCCGGCUACGGGUCACCUUUCAGCGAAAACAGCGACCAGCUGGCCCAUUUCAAAAGCUCCUCCUCCCGAGAAGACAAAGAGGACCCGCAGGGCCCAGACAGCGCCUCCUACCCCCAGGACAGCCUGGCCCAGAUCAAGGCCGUCUACGCGAACUUGUUCUCGGAGUCCUGCUGGUCCAGCCUGGCGCUGGACUUAAAGAAGUCCAGCUCGACCACCAGCAGCAACGAUGCGGGCCCCAAGGAGAGCUCCACCCCCACCCCCACGCCCCCCGCCACGACGGUGGCGGCGGCGGGCACCACCACUGGCACCACCGGGACCACCGCCAGCACACCCAGCUCCAGCACCAGUUCCAGCAGCACCAGCUCCAGCACCAGCACCAGCACCAGCGGCGGCGGCGGCUCAGGCUACGACUGGCACCAGGCCGCGCUGGCCAAGACGCUGCAGCAGACGUCCACGUACGGGCUGCUGCCCGAGCCCAGCCUGUUCAGCACCGUGCAGCUCUACCGGCAGAACAACAAGCUGUACGGCUCGGUGUUCACGGGCGCCAGCAAGUUCCGCUGCAAGGACUGCAGCGCCGCCUACGACACGCUGGUGGAGCUGACGGUGCACAUGAACGAGACGGGCCACUACCGCGACGACAACCGGGACAAGGACUCCGAGAAGACCAAGCGGUGGUCCAAGCCCCGGAAGCGCUCCCUGAUGGAGAUGGAAGGGAAGGAGGACGCCCAGAAGGUGCUCAAGUGCAUGUACUGCGGCCACUCCUUCGAGUCCCUGCAAGACCUGAGCGUCCACAUGAUCAAGACUAAGCAUUACCAGAAAGUGCCUCUGAAGGAGCCAGUACCAGCCAUCACCAAACUGGUCCCUUCCACAAAAAAGCGGGCCCUGCAGGACCUGGCAUCCCCGUGCUCCCCCGAGCCAGUGGGGGUCGCCGCUGAGGCCGCCCUGAGCGAGUCAGCCAAGGACCAGAAGACCGCCAACCCCUACGUGACGCCCAACAACCGCUACGGCUACCAGAACGGCGCCAGCUACACCUGGCAGUUCGAGGCCCGCAAGGCGCAGAUCCUCAAGUGCAUGGAGUGCGGCAGCUCCCACGACACCUUGCAGCAGCUCACCGCCCACAUGAUGGUCACCGGCCACUUCCUGAAGGUGACCACGUCCGCCUCCAAGAAGGGGAAGCAGCUGGUGCUGGACCCGGUGGUGGAGGAGAAGAUCCAGUCCAUCCCUCUGCCCCCCACCACGCACACCCGGCUCCCCACCCCCCACGUCAAAAAGCAGCCCGACUCGCCGGCGGGGUCCACGGCCUCCGACGAGAAGAAGGAGCCGGACAAGGAGAAGGCGCCGGCUGUGGGGGACACGGAGAAGAAGAUCAAGGAGGAGAGCGAGGACGCCCCCGAGAAGUUUGAGCCCACCACGCUCUAUCAGUACCUCCGUGAGGAGGACCUGGACGACAGCCCCAAGGGCGGGGUGGACAUCCUCAAGUCCCUGGAGAACACGGUCUCCACGGCCAUCAGCAAGGCCCAGAACGGCGCGCCCUCGUGGGGCGGCUACCCCAGCAUCCACGCGGCCUACCAGCUGCCGGGCGCCGUGAAGCCGCUGCCGGCCGUGCAGAGCGUGCAGAUGCAGCCGUCCUACGCCGGCAGCAUGAAGCCGCUGUCCUCGGAGCACAACGCGUUGCUGCACUCCCCGGGGAGCCUCACGCCGCCGCCCCACAAGAGCAACGUGUCGGCCAUGGAGGAGCUGGUGGAGAAGGUCACGGGCAAGGUCACUGUGAAGAAGGAGGAGAGGCCUGUGGAGAAGGAGAAGGGCUCCCCGGCCAAGGCCAUGUCCCCUGUGGCCAAAGAGAAUAAGGACUUCCCCAGGACGGAGGACGGCAGCAGCAGCAGCAGCAGCAGCAGCAAAACCCAGCAGAAGAAGGGCCCGGAGGCGGAGGCAGGCAAGGCCAAGAAGGAGGGUGCGGCGGAGGCCCACACCCCCAACGGCACGGAGCCGCUCAAAGCCAAAGUCACCAACGGCUGCAGCAGCCUGGGCAUCAUCACGGACCACUCGCCGGAGCCAUCCUUCAUCAGCCCCCUGAGCGCGCUGCAGUCCAUCAUGAACACGCACCUGGGCAAGGUGUCCAAGCCCGUGAGCCCCUCGCUGGACCCGCUGGCCAUGCUGUACAAAAUCAGCAACAGCAUGCUGGACAAGCCCAUCUACCCCGCCACCCCCGCCAAGCAGGCCGACGCCAUCGACCGCUACUACUACGAGAACAGCGACCAGCCCAUCGACCUGACCAAGGCCAAGAACAAGCCCCUGGUGUCCGGCACGGCUGACGCAGUCUCCUCGCCCUUGCGGGAGAGCGCGCUCAUGGACAUCUCCGACAUGGUGAAGAACCUCACCGGCCGGCUCACCCCCAAGUCCUCCACGCCCUCCACGGUGUCCGAGAAGUCGGACGCCGACGCCAGCAGCUUCGAGGAGGCGCUGGACGAGCUGUCGCCCGUCCACAAGAGGAAGGGCCGCCAGUCCAACUGGAACCCCCAGCACCUUCUCAUCCUGCAGGCCCAGUUCGCCUCCAGCCUGCGGGAGACGCCCGAGGGGAAGUACAUCCUGUCGGACCUGGGCCCCCAGGAGCGGGUGCACAUCUCCAAGUUCACGGGGCUCUCCAUGACCACCAUCAGCCACUGGCUGGCCAACGUCAAGUACCAGCUGAGGAGGACAGGCGGGACCAAGUUCCUGAAAAACCUGGACACAGGGCACCCUGUGUUCUUCUGCAACGAUUGUGCCUCUCAGUUCAGAACUGCGCCCACGUACAUCAGCCACCUAGAGACGCACCUGGGCUUCAGCCUGAAGGACCUCUCCAAGCUGCCCCUCACCCAGAUCCAGGACCAGCAGAGCGUCUCCAAGGUCCUGGCCAACAAGGCCGUGGGUCCGGUGGGGGCUGCCGAGGACGAUCUGGGCUCCACAUUCCAGUGUAAGCUGUGCAACCGGACUUUUGCGAGCAAACACGCAGUCAAACUGCACCUUAGCAAGACCCACGGCAAGUCCCCCGAGGACCACCUGAUCUACGUGACAGAGCUGGAGAAACAGUAA